UCACCGUUUGCAAUGCUAAAGUGUCUGAGUGUUCUACUUCUUGUGAGUAUUUUCAACCGUGUGGUGACUGUGGUAGUUUACACUGAAGAUGGAGCUCUGAACGGAACAGUGUUCACAACACCUCGAGGUAGAAGAGUCAUCGCCUUCCUGGGAGUGCCUUAUGCGAAACCACCGGUAGGCUCAAGAAGAUUUCGAGAACCCCAACCGGUCGAGCCUUGGGAAGGGAUUAGAAGCGCUGAUAGUUUCGGCUCGGAUUGUCUUCAGUACAGCUACUACCACGUGAGGAGUCCCAAUCCUACAAACGGUGACGAGGAUUGUUUAUAUUUGAACAUUUUUACACCCCGUCUAUCUCACAGUGCAAAACUAAACGUGAUCUUCUUCAUCCACGGGGGAGGAUUUAUGUUCGGGGCCGGCAAGAACGUUCCGAACUACAUAUUGGACAAUAACGACUUCGUACACGUCACUGUGAACUACAGGCUUGGACCUUUUGGGUUUUUGAGCACCGAGGAUGAAGUUAUCCCUGGAAACAACGGUCUGAAGGACCAAGCUCUGGCUUUGAAAUGGGUUCACAGCAACAUAGGUCGAUUCGGUGGUGACAGCAAAAAGAUCACGAUCGCGGGUCUUUCAGCUGGAGGGGCGAGUGUACAAUUGCAUUAUUUGUCUAGGAAGACAAGGCAUUUGUUUCAUCGAGGGAUUUCCGUGAGUGGUUCUGCCUUGUGUCCUUGGGUUCUCGCGGAGAACUCGCGAUCUAAAGCUGAAACUUUAGCAAGGUCUGUCAAUUGUUCAACCUCUGACUCCGGUCUUCUUCUCCAGUGUUUGCAAGGUGUGCCGGCACAGAAUCUUCUACUACGACUGGAAGAAUUAUUUACGCCUUGGUUUCUAAACCCAUUUUCACCUUUCGGUGUAGUGGUCGAAGUCAAUCACGACGAAGCCUUUUUAAGCAAAAGCCCAUAUCAGCUGUUAUCAGAGGGCGACGUUAAAGACGCUCCUUGGUUGACGAGUAUGACUACUGAGGAAGGACUUUUCCCAGCCGCGACCUUCAUCAAGAACACCUCGCUCCUCCAAGAACUGGAACAACGUUGGGAGGUGAUAGCACCUUUUCUGCUAGACUACAACAACACAGUGCCUGUCCAUCUAAUUAACAACGUCACAGCACAGAUCAGGACGACUUACUUCGGAAAUAAGGUUAUUGGCUACGAAAGUAGAAGAGAAUUGAUUAAAAUGAUGAGCGAUCGACUUUUUAAUGUUGGUAUAGAAAAAGCUGCAAAAUUGCAAGCUUCUGCUACAAAAUCUUCUGUGUUCUUUUACAGCUUCGCUUACAGAGGAAAAUACAGUGUUUCGGACUGGUUUUGCAAGUGUAGGGACGAUCUGGGUGUGAGCCAUGCAGACGAUUUGAUCUAUUUACUCAGGGUAGGAUCAGAUGAUCUGUCACCACUGGAGACAGAGGAGGACAGAAGAGUGGUAUGGAGAAUGGUGGAUCUCUGGGGCAGUUUUAUCCAGACUGGAGAACCUUCCGUUGGUACCGAUAUUCUGUGGAGACCUGUGCCUCCCCAGGGCAGGAAUGUAUCUUUCAUGCUUAUCGCUUCCAGCAGGAACCUUACAAUGUCCAGUUCUGACAACUUGGGUAACAAAGCCUUUUGGGAUAGCCUACCCAUUAAUGAACUUUCUUAUGAUAGAAGUGCUCAAACGGUCAACAGAGUGCACUUACUGUGUUUUAUGAUGUCGAUGGUAUUCCUUAUAUUACGUCCUUAAAACGGGUGUCCAUUGAGAGGGGUGGUCCAGAUUUUGCUUCAUAAAACCGACAUGUUAACAAAGGUAACCACUAGAAAUAGAAAACUGCUAUUUGGCAUGUCUUUAAAUUAGCACAUAUUAUGUCAAUGUUGGUUUUGUUUUAAUUUAUAAUUAUUUGAUAAAAUACAUAUUAAUAAAAAAAUAAUUUAAAGAAGAGUUGGUAAAAUAUUGUUUACAAUUCAUAAAAACCAAUUAAGCCACAUAAAAAUAUGCAUAGCCGCUUGUGUAUCUAUCCAUAAUAAAUAUGUAUGAAAAUUUCAUUACUGUUUCUCUACUACAUUUUGAGUAAAAUGUACCCAAAGUAAUAAAAGCAUAGUUUUAGGAUAACAUAAAAAUACAAAAUGUUGUAUGGAAUUCACAUGUAAAAACGUCAACAGGGAUAUACAGAGUUAUGAAGAUCUUCAUUUUCUCAAAAGUACUUUCAGCAAUUUUUUAAGGAAAUUUCAAAUAGUAUAUUUAAAAAUUUUAAUAUUUUAAAAAUUAAAAAAAUAGUUGCAAAAUAGUCUAUGCGACAUAUAUAAGGUAUAUUCAGAAACUUAAUAAUAGGUAUAAAUCUAUCAUUAUUAUUAUUUCUAUUUGACUUUUUAUUAGUAUAAUACACAUUGUACAAACACACUUUCAACCUACUAUGUAAUACAUAAUUUUAAAGAAAGAUGUGCAGCUAUUAAAAAAAUAACAAACUGUGUUCUACACCUUUUAAUGUUAUGUAGUAAAUUAUGAAAUUAUAUUAUAAUUUAUAUAAAUGUAUAGUAUUAUAAAAUAUAUAUCACUAUUGAUUCUAACUUCAAACAUAUUUAUAUAUGCAAGUCUGCACAUAUUCUCAUAAUUGAAGAUAAAAGAGUUAGACAAUUAGCUAGAAUAUAUUUGUAAGAUUAGUUACCAACGCUUAACAAUAAAAUUCUGUUUGAAACAGACAUAUCCAUAACUAUUUGAAACUACUGCAGGUAGUAUUAACAAAUACUGUAGGGUUCUCAUUACAACACGUUUGAUUGUAACUUCAUUUUAGAGAAGUGAAGGUAAACGUGGUUACAUAUUGCCAAGCGCCCAUAAUUAUUUCUGGAUGGUCAUAAGGGCAUUUACUAUAUGAAAAAUAUUCUUGUAUUAUGUAAAUUAUUAUAAAUUACAAUAAAAACUGUAUAUAUUGGG
Messenger RNA from Homalodisca vitripennis (glassy-winged sharpshooter), 2937 nucleotides. Its product is annotated as venom carboxylesterase-6-like. Bases 13 to 1752 code for a protein of 579 amino acids. Lineage: Eukaryota; Metazoa; Arthropoda; Insecta; Hemiptera; Cicadellidae. The record is from RefSeq and is a predicted model, not a curated record. The transcript is spliced from 2 exons.